GAUGUCACAGCUCCAUCCUCGGCACCAGCAUAAAUCCCUCCUCCCAUUCCCUGCAAGCAUAUACUGCACAGACUCAGCCCAGCCCGCAGCCAACCAACUAGCGGAGAGGCAGGCAGAAGGGGAAGGGGGGUGAGUGGGCAGUGAACCUGCAGAAAGACAGAGACUCGAGAAACGGCGACGGGGCUGUGCCUUGAAGGACCAGGGAAACGCAGCUGGCUGGACUUGGGUCUGAAGCUCUCCCGAUGCCAGCCUCUCCUGAUCCGGCCUUGAUCUCAGGCAGCCGCUGACCCGCCCUCAAAGGGUGCUCCGUCAGUUCCCGGGGGUCCAGCAGCAGCUGGAAGCGCACCGAGGGGCUGCCAUGAUGGCGGGGGCAUCGGUGAAGGUGGCAGUGAGAGUGCGGCCCUUUAAUUCCCGUGAAAUGAGCCGGGAUUCGAAAUGCAUCAUCCAGAUGACGGGCAGCACUACCACCAUCGUCAACCCAAAACAACCCAAAGAAACACCCAAAAGUUUCAGCUUUGAUUAUUCUUACUGGUCUCACACCACGCCUGCAGAUAUCAACUAUGCUUCCCAGAAACAAGUCUACCAUGAUAUUGGGGAAGAGAUGCUGCAGCAUGCCUUUGAGGGCUACAACGUUUGCAUUUUUGCUUACGGCCAGACCGGUGCCGGCAAAUCCUACACCAUGAUGGGAAAGCAGGAGAAAGAUCAACAAGGCAUCAUUCCUCAACUGUGUGAAGACCUUUUCUCCCGAAUCAACGACACAACCAAUGACAAUAUGUCCUACUCUGUAGAGGUCAGUUACAUGGAGAUUUACUGUGAGCGGGUCCGGGACCUCCUGAACCCCAAAAACAAGGGCAACCUCCGAGUGAGAGAACACCCCCUCAUGGGGCCCUACGUUGAGGACCUCUCCAAGCUGGCCGUCACCUCUUAUAACGACAUUCAGGAUCUAAUGGACUCCGGGAACAAAGCAAGGACAGUGGCUGCCACCAACAUGAAUGAAACCAGCAGCCGCUCCCAUGCGGUCUUCAAUAUCAUUUUCACCCAGAAGCGCCACGAUGCAGAAACUGACAUCACCACCGAGAAGGUGAGCAAAAUCAGCCUUGUUGACCUGGCUGGAAGUGAACGGGCAGAUUCUACAGGGGCGAAGGGCACACGCCUCAAGGAAGGAGCAAACAUAAACAAAUCCUUGACCACACUGGGGAAGGUGAUCUCUGCGCUAGCUGAAAUGGAUUCAGGGCCAAACAAGAACAAAAAGAAGAAGAAAACAGACUUCAUUCCAUACCGAGACUCCGUGCUGACCUGGCUCCUCCGAGAAAAUCUGGGGGGUAACUCCCGGACUGCUAUGGUGGCAGCUCUUAGUCCUGCAGAUAUCAACUAUGAUGAAACCCUCAGCACUUUAAGGUAUGCUGACCGGGCCAAGCAGAUAAGAUGCAACGCUGUGAUAAAUGAGGAUCCGAACAACAAGCUGAUCCGGGAGCUGAAGGAUGAAGUGGCUCGGCUGAGAGACCUGCUGUACGCCCAGGGUCUUGGGGACAUCAUCGACACUAACACUGUUCCAGGAGGACCUAAAUACAUGUCCGACUUUGAGAACAAUAAUGGUAAUCCUAGCCUGGCAGACUUGAGUCAACGCCCUGACAAUCUCUCCACAGUGACCAACGCCUUAGUGGGCAUGAGCCCCUCGUCCUCCCUGUCAGCCUUAUCCAGUCGCGCUGCCUCCGUUUCCAGCCUCCACGAGCGCAUGAUGUUUGCUCCGGGCAGCGAAGAGGCCAUUGAAAGACUCAAGGAGACGGAGAAGAUCAUUGCCGAACUAAAUGAGACCUGGGAGGAGAAACUGCGCCGAACAGAAGCAAUCCGUAUGGAGAGAGAGGCCCUGCUGGCUGAAAUGGGUGUGGCCAUGAGAGAAGAUGGAGGUACUCUGGGGGUGUUCUCUCCUAAAAAGACACCUCAUCUUGUCAACCUGAACGAGGACCCACUGAUGUCUGAGUGCCUAUUGUACUACAUCAAAGACGGGAUAACCAGGGUUGGCCGAGAAGACGGAGAGAGGAGGCAAGAUAUUGUUCUGAGCGGACACUUCAUCAAAGAGGAGCACUGCAUUUUCCGAAGUGACACCAGAGCAGGCACCGAAGCAGUAGUGACACUGGAGCCAUGUGAUGGGGCGGACACCUAUGUCAAUGGAAAAAAAGUGACAGAGCCCAGUAUUCUGAGAUCUGGAAAUCGCAUCAUCAUGGGGAAGAGCCACGUGUUUCGAUUCAAUCACCCUGAACAGGCGCGCCAGGAACGGGAGCGCACCCCAUGUGCGGAGACCCCGGCUGAGCCCGUGGACUGGGCUUUCGCACAGCGAGAGCUGCUAGAGAAACAAGGCAUUGACAUGAAGCAGGAGAUGGAACAGAGACUUCAGGAACUUGAGGACCAAUACCGCAAGGAGAGAGAAGAGGCCAACUACCUUCUGGAGCAGCAAAGACUGGAUUAUGAGAGUAAACUGGAGGCUUUGCAAAAACAGAUGGAUUCCAGGUAUUACCCAGAGGUCAAUGAAGAAGAAGAAGAACCGGAAGAUGAAGUCCAGUGGACGGAAAGGGAGUUUGAGCUGGCGCUGUGGGCCUUCAGGAAGUGGAAGUGGUACCAGUUCACCUCACUGCGAGAUCUACUUUGGGGCAAUGCCAUUUUCCUCAAGGAGGCCAACGCCAUUAGUGUUGAACUGAAGAAAAAGGUUCAGUUCCAGUUCGUACUCCUCACUGACACCCUAUACUCCCCUCUGCCUCCGGACCUGCUCCCUCCCGAAGCUGCCAAAGACAGAGAGAAACGCCCCUUCCCACGAACCAUUGUGGCUGUAGAGGUCCAAGACCAAAAAAAUGGAGCGACCCAUUACUGGACCCUGGAGAAACUCAGGCAGAGGCUGGACCUAAUGCGAGAGAUGUACGACAGGGCUGCCGAAGUGCCCUCCAGCGUCAUCGAAGACUGUGACAAUGUUGUCACCGGCGGGGACCCUUUCUAUGACCGCUUCCCUUGGUUCCGGCUGGUUGGCAGUUCAGAUAUCUCUGGGUGCAACAGCUCUCCUCUUUUCAACACAUGCAUGAGCGAGCGCAUGGCUGAUCUCACCCCCUCCCCCACCUUCUCGAACCCCGACUCCGACAUCACCGAGCCUGCUGACGAGCAGCAUGUGGGGAAGGAGGAGGAGGAGGAGGAGGAGGAGGAGGACCUGGAAGAAGACAUCUUUCCGGAGUACUCGCUGUGUGAUGGCCGGGAUCCAUUUUACGACCGCUCCCCCCUGUUCAGUUUAGUAGGAAGGGCGUUCGUGUACCUCAGCAACCUGCUCUACCCCGUGCCCCUCGUUCACCGCGUGGCCAUCGUCAGCGAGAAGGGCGAAGUUAAAGGAUUCCUCCGGGUGGCUGUCCAGGCUAUCUCAGCGGAUGAAGAAGCCCCAGAUUAUGGCUCAGGUGUCCGGCAGUCAGGAACGGCCAAAAUUUCCUUUGAUGAUCAACAUUUUGAAAAGUUCCAGUCUGAAUCCUGUCCCGUGGUUGGAAUGUCUCGUUCGGGGACUUCCCAGGAGGAGCUGCGCAUUGUUGAAGGUCAAGGGCAGAUCACUGACAUAGGACCUACUGCGGAUGAAGUGAACAAUAAUACUUGUGCAGUGACUCCUGAAGAUCUUCUCUUGGAUAGCCCUGAGAAAAAUGUCAUGGACAGUCCGUUGGAAGCAGCUCUAGACCACCUGAAGCUGGGAAGCAUUUUCACUUUCCGCGUGACCGUCCUCCAGGCCUCCAGUAUCUCAGCAGAAUAUGCCGAUAUCUUCUGCCAGUUCAAUUUUAUCCACCGACAUGAUGAGGCCUUUUCCACAGAGCCUUUGAAAAACACAGGAAGGGGCCCUCCUCUUGGGUUCUACCAUGUCCAGAAUAUUGCAGUUGAGGUCACCAAGUCCUUUAUUGAAUACAUUAAGAGCCAACCAAUUGUGUUUGAGGUGUUUGGACAUUACCAACAGCAUCCUUUCCCCCCUCUGUGCAAGGAUGUUCUCAGGUUUCAAGAUGCCAGUUUUUGCCAUACAAAUCUCUUCUUUCUCUACAGCCCCGUGAGACCAUCACGCCGCCAUUUCCCUCGGGUCAUGCCUCUAUCCAAACCAGUGCCCGCGACGAAGCUGAGUACUUUAACCCAACCUACGGCUGGGCCCUGUCACUGCAAAUACGACUUAAUGGUGUUCUUUGAGAUCUGUGAGCUGGAGGCCAACGGCGAUUACAUCCCAGCGGUUGUGGACCACCGAGGGGGGAUGCCAUGCCAUGGAACUUUCCUGCUGCAUCAGGGCAUCCAGAGGAGAAUCACUGUGACCCUGGUGCACGAGACGGGAAGCCACAUCCGCUGGAAAGAAGUGCGAGAGCUGGUCGUGGGUAGGAUCCGGAACACUCCAGAAACAGACGAGUCGCUCAUUGAUCCUAACAUCUUGUCUCUCAAUAUCCUUUCAUCUGGUUAUAUCCGCCCUUCUCAAGAGGAUCGGCAGUUUCUUGAUUCGGAUAUGCCUAGCAUUUCAUUCGGAAAUGACACUAGGGCAUUUUACCAGUUUGAAGCAGCAUGGGACAGUUCAAUGCACAAUUCCCUCCUUCUGAACCGGGUCACCCCUUACAGAGAGAAAAUCUACAUGACGCUCUCCGUUUAUGUCGAGAUGGAGAACUGCACACAGCCUGCCGUGAUCACCAAAGAUUUCUGCAUGGUGUUCUACUCCAGAGAUGCCAAAUUACCAGCUUCCCGCUCCAUUCGCAAUCUCUUUGGCAGUGGGAGCCUGCGGGCCUCUGAGAGUAAUCGAGUGACGGGGGUGUAUGAGCUCAGCCUGUGUCGUGUGGCGGAUGCUGGGAGUCCAGGCAUGCAGAGAAGACGCAGGCGAGUGCUGGACACGUCGGUAGCUUACGUCCGGGGUGAAGAGAAUCUGGCUGGUUGGAGACCCCGCAGUGACAGCCUCAUCUUGGAUCACCAGUGGGAACUUGAGAAACUCAGCCUUCUUCAAGAGGUUGAAAAAACCAGACAUUACCUCCUCCUGCGUGAGAAGCUGGAGACCACGCAGAGAUCAGCCCAGGAGACCUUGUCCCCGUGUUCAAGUGAAGAUUCGGAGUCCCGCAGCCCGUCCUGCGUCUCUUCUCCAGACGCCCCAGAGAGCCGGACUCCUCCUCUGGACACUCCCAGCGAGAGACAGAAAGAGCUGGCUGCCAAGUGUUUACGCCUCCUCACGCAUACCUUCAACAGAGAGUACAGCCACAGUCACGUCUGUGUCAGUGCCAGCGAGAGCAAGUUGUCAGAAAUGUCAGUGACUUUGAUGAGGGAUUCCUCCAUGACAGCUCUGGAGACAACUACCCUUACUCCUUCCUCGACCUGUCCAUCACUGGUUGAAGGCCGGUAUAACACACCUGUCCUUAGGACCCCCCAACUCUGUUCCCGACCAACUAGUCCUGAACCUGUUCUGGAGGGAGAGCAGAAGAAAUCCCCUUCUCCUACACGCGGGGCUGAAGAGGAGAAGGAGCCCCAGCGUUUACUGGUGCCAGAUAUACAGGAGAUACGCGUCAGCCCCAUUGUUUCCAAGAAGGGCUACCUGCAUUUCCUGGAACCCCAUACCAAUGGCUGGGUGAAGCGUUACGUGGUGGUGAGGCGUCCUUACGUGUACAUCUACAACAGCGACAAGGACUCCGUGGAGAGAGCCAUCCUCAACCUCUCGUCAGCUCAGGUGGAAUACAGUGAAGACCAGCAGGCCAUGCUCAAGACUCCCAACACAUUCGCAGUGUGUACAGAGCAUCGUGGAAUCCUUCUGCAGGCAAGCAGCGACAAGGAUAUGCACGAUUGGCUUUAUGCGUUUAACCCUCUCCUGGCUGGAACAAUAAGAUCUAAGCUUUCCAGAAGAAGAACAGCUCAGAUGAGAAUCUAAACUCAAACCAUUUACCACCACCUCACUGACCUGCCGAGAAGAUCCAGUCACCUGGUUCUUCUAUAGAAGAGUCCUCCGCUCCCCACCCCGGCCCUUUUAACUUCAGAUCUGUCACAUCAUCAACUGGCCCGACAGCCUGUCCCUCCAUCCGACAGCUCAGAAUCCCCACUUUCACCCGGGAAAAUUCAUUUUUGUGGUAGCUGCAGAGCCGUGAACGGCACAGCCCUGUUUACGUGUGCAUGUGGUCUUCUGCCCGUCUCCUUGUCGGGUGACAUUGCCGUCACAUGACUUGUAACGCUCAUUCGCAGAAGCUGUUGUUGUUGUUGGUUUUUUUUUUCCCUAGAUGACUCCUCAGUAAAGUGAGGUGGCAAAUGUCUGACGGGUCAGAGGUUACGAGUCUUGAGGAAUUGCUGCCAAUCGAAUUUAAAAAAGGUGGCGGGGUUCAUUAUUAACAUUUCAUCAGUUACUGAAGCUUAAAAUCUCCACUGAAAGUAGAUGUAUUGUAAUUAUCUGUCAUAUUUACACAAUAUUUAUUUCUAAUGUCUCUAGUGCAUUCAUUAGGUUCCGAUUAAUCUAGUUUUUGAGUCUUCUCACAUGUGCCUCCAAAGCCUCCCUUGGGGGGAAGAGAGAAUGUCGAAGGAAAGGUCGAGAUGGGGGGAAAGAGUCAUCAGAGACGUAGCAAAUACUCAAAAAAGAGAGCAACAUUGUUCUCCUUUCUCCAAACCUCUGUUAUUAAAAACACCAAGUGAACCUCAGAUUUUUUGAGUGCGUUCAUUCAGAUGUGGACACUCGCUCUGAGAACACAGUGUGGUCUGCUGGCUGAAAGUUAAAGCAAUCCUGACCGGAUUUUAACAAGAAAACAGCCAGGGUGCCCUCGACUUUGGCCCCGCUGUGGCGCACAAAUAAGGAGCCACUCCAUCCAAGCCACCAUCUUUUUGACACUCUAUCCUUUACCAGUAGGAUUGUCACGUGGUAGAGGAUGGAGGGCAGGGAUCCUUCUUGGUAACAACCGACCAGCAGUCACUUGGAUAGAAAUAUUAAAGUGUGGCAACAAAACAAGCCAAUCCUUCAGCCAAUUGAAAUCUGUUCUAUGCCACUUAGUGGCCAUAAAAAAAAGCAAGGUGGUUCCUGGAAAGGAGAAAUUAGCUUGGGGCAACAUGUUUAAGAGAAAAUUAUAGAGACGUGGGUUGAUUUUUAAAAAAUGUAACCUGAAAAUCACUCUCUUUCCUACGCUUGUGAGUGCAGAAGAGCAAACAAGCCAAUCCUUCAGCCAAUUGAAAUCUGUUCUAUGCCACUUAGUGGCCAUAAAGAAAAGCAAGGUGGUUCCGCGAAAGGAGAAAUUAGCUUGGGGCAACAUGUUUAAGAGAAAAUUAUAGAGAUGUGGGUUGAUUUUUUGAAAAUGUAACCUGAAAAUCACUCUCUUUCCUAUGCUUGUGAGUGUAGAAGAGCUGACAUAAAAAAACCCCAACAAAACGCCUCAAUUUCACUGCCCAAUUCUGACCAAACAUUGGCUUUCCUGGUCAAGAGGAAAAAACGGCUAGGAGGAAUUGAGCGAAUGACUGAGAGGUAAGCCUACAUCUUGAGAGCAAGUGGGAGGAGUUCUAUUAACCCAAGACCGAUUUUUACUUUUAUAUAUAAGGUUGAUGUCUCUAGUCCCUUCUUCCCAGUAAAAUAUGAACUUCCUCCUCCCCGUGUAAGUCCUGUGUUUUACCUCCUGCCAGGUUAAACUGUUCAGAGAGUUUAGACGGGCAGUGAAAGGAAGCAGGCGGUGUCCAUACCACCCCUUUCUCUCCCAUGCUAAGGGUCUGGUGGACUACUUUUAUGUUUUUUUAUUCCCUUUGGUUGCGACCUUCCCCUGUACAGUUUUCCGGACUGGAUCUCUCAGUUCCAGCCUUUCCAGUGCAGCAGAACCGGCAGAGAGAGACAUCUCCAUGCGUAUCCCACAGCUUUGGGGAGAGGGUCCCCUCCCACGGUCUGCACUUUGAUGUCAUGGGGUCACAGCUAUCCUUAAUUUGCACAGCACGGCUCUGCCUUGGUUCGCUUGAGCACUUUUCAUUCUCUCUGUUGAGUGUGGUGAGUAUUGUGUGUGCGUGUGUGAUUCCAAGCUGAGAUGGUCCAAGCACUUUUUUUUUUCCUUUGGCCGGGGAGAGAGAGUCCAUGCAUCACAUGUGGGAAACUAAGCAUCUCCAGAGAUCUCAAUAGGCCGUUAAGAACAUCCCAAGAUACGUGGCUCCUUCCUCACUGAAUCCCCAGCAUCUGGCAUCCGUUCCCGCGUUUCGUCGCUGCAUUGUCGGAGAAAUUUGUAUUUGCAGAAAUCACCCUGGGAAUCCCUCCCUAGCUCAGCCUCCUCUGCCCACAGAAUGGCCUUGGUUGGGAGGGAUGGAUGUUGUAGCUAGGGAACUCCACUUUAUCGAGGCUGAUUUCCUUGUUUCCUCUUUUUCAUUUGGUCUUGACAUUUGCUUUGGGAUCGUGCUUACUCCAGGGCGUCGCCUCCUUUUCCAGAGGGAUUUCAUUUUAUCCCUCGGGCCUGAGAAGCUCCACGUUCCACAAGCCGAUUCCUUCUUAGAGGUCGGACUCCUGGGUCCCAGGCCUCUUUUUAGGGGAGGUAUCCGAGUUUCCCAAGAGAGAAGGUGGAAUAGAGUCGAUUCCAGAUAUGCAGCUACACGGCAAGUUAAGAAUAGCUUAAAGUGUCUUGUUUUGGUGAGGAGUAAGGAUCGCUCGGCGGGCUUUUGAAUCAUGCACGUAAAAUGAGCUCUCAGUAAGUUCUAGCCCUCAGGUGACUCUGUUCCAUCUCCCCUUCAGUAGGGCUCAUGGUAGAAAAUCUAAGCUCAUUCUCUGUUAAGCUUUAACUAACAGAAGCAAAUGUCAACUGGUAAAAAUCUAAUUUAAAGUAACCACUGGCAAUAGGGGCUUUGGCUUUUGGCAUUUGAUUAAGGCUUUUUGAGUAUUUAUUUCGCCAUUUGUAAGGAGAGCACUGCUUCCAAUGAGGUUUUAUGGAAUCGCCCAACGUUUUAGGAAAAAUGUCAUUCGAUUCGAAUACCCUCCUGCCGGCGCCAUUUGGUGUUACGUUCAAAAGCGUGGCAUAUUUUCUGUGGAAAUGCAAAUACCCUUGUCUUGAAAUUCUUAUCUUGAAAAAUCAGGAAAUUUUGUUUUGCACCACGCUUUUUGCAAGUCGAGAGAAAUUUCCAUUUUCAAACAAGAUGUCCGUAACCUUAUUCAUCAAGAUUAUUGAGAUGCCGCGUCUUCCCCAAUGCCAGAAAAAAUUGGGGAUUUCAAGCUGCUGUGUCAUUAAUAUCGAUUGCUCCUAUUUUAAAAAGUGCCUAAAUUUGGUUCUGCAGCACUGUAAGGGAGUGAGGUGCAGAUCACUGCUACGCUGUACUUGAUACCUUCUGGUUUAAAAGCCUUUGUUCCCUCAACUUCCUGAACUUACCCACCUUUCAAAAUAUGGGAGAUUUGAGCUAAGGAGUUUGGAAUGUCCCAGGAAUCUCAGAUGGCUUGGGGAGAGAAAUCCGCUAAGCCUCUCGACUAAGAAAUGGUAGUUCCGGAAAAAAAAAAAAGCAUCAAGCUUGAUAUGCAGCUAUCCCCACACUUCUGAGGUACAGAUAUGGAGUUUAAGGGAGCGAGAGGAGAGACAAGUGGAUCCGGGCCAUGCUUCAGGUCAGCCAUCCUGAAGUACAUGGUCUCUUGAAGACCUUCCUAAGCCUUUCCAGUCAGCCAAAGGCUAAGAGUGUCUGAGGCCAACCAACCUGCAGAACACAUUGUUGCCUGGCUGAGGAAAGAGAAAGUGGAAGAGAAAGACUCCCUGGAAUCUGUGCUAGAUUCCUGCCGAAUUUCCACAGCCUUCAUAUACAUCACCAAUUGAAGAUGUUUAUUUCAAGCCCAAAAAUGUUCAGCGAACCCUAGAUUGAACUAGCAUUUUCGACUAAACUGUCUUUAUGCUCCCCUUAUACUCCCCACUUUUGGUUUCAAGACGCCUUUGUGGAACAGUCAGUGCCAGAGCCUAAACAUCAUAUAAUUGCCACUCAUAUCAGCCCUCAGACUAACUGAUGAGAAAAUUCAACAAUUGCCGGCAUUUUUCUGCCACUAUGAAGAGGGGAAUGAAGAUGGAAAGAGUCCUUGAUCUUUAAAGAGUCCCCUGGCUAUGGGCUUUUAUUUCUUUUGAUGGAGUACAAGACAUAGAAACAGAUCCUAGACAAAGCUACGGUUUCAGUAUUAAAGAGAAGGAACUCCAACUGAUCAUAAUGGAGAAAGCUGUCUAAUGUCGGAUGGGUGAAAGGGAAAUCCUCUCGGAUGAAGCCAGAAAGAGAAAUAGGAUAGACCCACCCACCCUAGGGAAUAAUCAGCAUUGUUGCAGGCUUACUACUGCAGGCUUACUGGUCGGCAACACUACGACCAGUGGGAUAAAAUGAUUGAAUCAAAUUUACCCACGACUUCAGAACAAGCUGCGAUUGAAACAGAAUUUCAUCGUUAGAUGGCCUAGGGGAAAUACCGUUUCCUGUUUUUUGCCUGUUCUUCACAACUCUGUGAGACGAAUCAAGUUGUUCCUGUGAAGAACCCAUCAAAAAGCAACAUUUUCAAUAGACACUGAAUCUGUGAUCCGGUGCUUACUCAGAGAUUAGGUUAAAUUUAUUGGGGCCAAAGAUGAUUUUAGACAGCCAGGUGGGAGUGAGGGGAGCAACUAUGCGAGCCACCUCCCAGAAGAAAAGAUAGAAGGGAUCCUGAACCCCAGCUAUCCAAUUGGUUCACGUCAUCUAUAUAAAACGAGGGUGCAGUCGCAAAAUUCACCCCGGUUAGAAAUAAUCAUUCAAUAAUUGUAUUUAUUCAGCGCUUACUGUGUGCAGAGCACUGUAUUAAGCGCUUGGGAAGUACAAGUCGAAUCUAGUCAUAUUACCGCUUGAGCGAUUAAGGGGGAAGGCUUUUUCUGAGUGAUCGCCAAGCACCUAAGAGCAUUGACAGAGACACCUUCAAAGAUGCAGCUGAUGCUGGGUUGUGGAGAACAGCCUCAGAUCCAUCUUCCGCAUGUCCGUCUAAUGAGAUCGUCUAGUACUGCUCAGUCUCUGUCCUGUUGAGUGAGCUGCGUGAAGGAAUUCUUCGUUAUUCUGGAGGCGAGACUUGCCUUCACUGUAAAACGGAAAAAAAAAAAAGGUGUGGUUAAUUCAGGAUUUCUUUUCGCCUGUGCUUCCAUUUACUACUUUGUCGACAUGAGUUCUUCCUGUGAUGCCAUCCCCCAAGUGCUGGGAGACCAUUUCUCUUGCUUUGUAUAUAUGUGAUUGCUGUGGGGUACACCCUUUAUCACUGUAUAAUAACAACGAUACAAAAGUAACGAGUCUAGUUUUCUUGAUGUCUUAAAUUAUGAGUGUUGGAAUUUAGGGUCUUAAACUGUUUGUGUACACUUAAGGCAUUGUUCAACUAAGAAAUAAAUGUGGCAUUUAUGCAAAUACCGGA
This is a messenger RNA of Tachyglossus aculeatus (Australian echidna), 11335 nucleotides long. It is a transcript of the gene KIF1A, whose product is annotated as kinesin family member 1A. Gene Ontology annotation, cellular component: kinesin complex; axon; dendrite. Lineage: Eukaryota; Metazoa; Chordata; Mammalia; Monotremata; Tachyglossidae. Bases 359 to 5890 code for a protein of 1843 amino acids. The record is from RefSeq and is a predicted model, not a curated record. The transcript has 51 exons. Gene Ontology annotation, molecular function: ATP hydrolysis activity; ATP binding; microtubule binding. Gene Ontology annotation, biological process: cytoskeleton-dependent intracellular transport; microtubule-based movement; vesicle-mediated transport.